Messenger RNA from Neohortaea acidophila, 1573 nucleotides. RefSeq lists its product as uncharacterized. The record is from RefSeq and is a predicted model, not a curated record. The transcript is spliced from 2 exons. Bases 185 to 1561 code for a protein of 458 amino acids. NCBI's taxonomy places the organism in Eukaryota, Fungi, Ascomycota, Dothideomycetes, Mycosphaerellales, Teratosphaeriaceae.
AGUCAUCACCGCUGGAGCCCCGUGGUAGACAUGAUCUCGUUCGGUACGCGCCCGUCAGUCUCCUUCGCUUCUCUUUCCUUUCUCCCUCUCAUUCGACUGUUUCCUGUUCUAUCUAAGAUCACGUUUUCGUCAAAAUCGUCGCCUUUUUCCACGAAUGGCCUUGGGAUAAUCUCCCAUUUUCCUGAUGGAUCACGAAGAGGAGCAUCUCCUGGGCUCGGAAGAGGCCGAACAGGUCGUACGGGCCGAAAAGGCCGCAAAGUUCCAACAUGAGAGGCGGCGGACGCUGCCCUGGGUGAUGGGAGGCAUCGCUGGCGUCUUCGCAAUCUCGACGCUCCUCCUUCUUGCCGCAUUGGUGUGGCGCAAGGAUGGAUUUACAGACGGCUCCAAAGACGCGACAUACCCGGAUCCAACGGUCCCCGAUCACAGCAACCAUACCGAGUUACUCUCGCUCACGUCCCCCGACGGCAAGUUCUACACCAUGUGGUGGUCGACUGCGGAUGCAUACAACGGCAACGUCAUCCCGCAUCCCAGGAAGCAAGAUGUGUUUUUGAUGGUCGCUCAUGAGCGAUACGAUGGCGCGGGCGCGCACAAGAGACACGAGCUAUUCUGCGAGGCCCACUUCCAAGGGAAUUACCUCGUUUGUGCGAAUGAUGCGGUGCCGCUUCCCGUCUCCGAUCCCGUUCCCAACACGUGCCCCGAACCCUUCCAGCGACGGGACGGCGGGCCACGCGAUGCUCGCGUGUUCUAUGGCCCAGACCACCCGUAUGUCAUAUACGGGUCGCUAUCUCAGUACACAUGCAUUGGGCUGUGGGUUCAGGAUGCGCGUAUGCUUCUGGAGCCCUUCAGGUCGGAGCGAGAGUUUGUCGAGGUGUACAACGAAAUUACUGAAAUUGGGCGACCGGAGCCAUGGUCCGUGAUCGAGAAGAACUAUUUCCUCUUCUGGAGCGAAGGCAAGAGAUACGCACACUACAACCUCUACCCCGAGCGACACUUUGCCGAACUCGACGACGACGGCACCGCGGGCACGGACCUCGCGCUCGUGACGGCAGAGCAGGACGGGCAAUGCAUCGCCAAGUACAUGCCAGAACUCGGUCCGGGGAAAGAAAGCAUCCACCAAGCCACGAACUCCCUCUCCAUCACUCUGUGCAAGAGAAGCGACGUGAACUGCGAGCCGGACGAGAACAACACGUUCAUCAUGGAAAUCUUCCACCACAAGACAUACUUCAACUUCCACGGGGUGUACGAGCCGUACGUCGUGCUGUUCCAAAGCGUCGCGCCCUUCGCCAUCCACGCCAUUUCUACGCGACCCCUCUGGAUCCACGGGCGCACGGCGCUGACGGAGAAGACUCGCUCAGCGCAGUACCGCGGACCUGGGAAGACGAUCCCUUCGGGCCAUACUGAGAUGUUUUACAUCACUAGUAUCAACUGGAGGACAGUGGGACAGCAUUACCACGGCUACUUGGACGACCCCGUGUUUCUCGGGUUUGGCAUCGAGGAUACGCGGUCAGGCGUUAUGGAUGUCCGUGCGGGGGAUUUGAUGCAUGGUUUAGCGUACUGUUAAGAAGAUACCACA